Molecule: messenger RNA, 973 nt
Organism: Desarmillaria tabescens
Lineage: Eukaryota; Fungi; Basidiomycota; Agaricomycetes; Agaricales; Physalacriaceae
Exons: 4
Coding region: 250-747 (165 amino acids)
Source: RefSeq, a predicted model, not a curated record
UAUCGAGCAAGAAGGAUACGUCGGUUCCUUGGUGGUGACACUCGCGAAAGAAAGGUAUUUUGCUGUCGAUGCCUGGGAAUAUGAUCUGAAGAGGGAGCAGUCGAGCUCGCCAAGCACAUCAUACUCGAUACUGUUUUUGCGACGCAUGCUACUUCUAAUGCUCUGGAUCCCGCUUCAUAAGCUCGUCUCCGACCUUUACAGAUGUGAUUCCACCUCCUGUCCGCUUUGUUUCAAUUGCGACAGGGCAUCAUGCACUUACCUUGGAUCCUACGGCUCAGAGCUGUUCAGAAUGAAUCUGAUUGCAAUGAAGUUCUGGAAGGACUCUCGCGCUCAACUUCGUUCGCCGUCACCUUUGCACAGCUUCCGAGAAGGUUAAUGGUGGUAAUGCGCAGAUACGCUAAAAUUCAGUUAACUGUUCGGUUGCACACAUGCUGGGAUGUUCGGAACUUGCGGUCGGUUUUGCUAUCUCGUCUUCUUGUUGCGUCUGACGAGCUCCAAAACCAGCACGUUAUAACAUCUUCCCUCGCAACUCCGACUUGGAACAUCGUACACCCUGGAAAGCCUUGCCUCUCCUACCUUCUCGAUGAAAGUGUAUCACGAUUUUCGCGACCAUCUCCGCACAAUGGUGACUGGGGCCUUAUCCAAGGCGAACCACGCGCACGGACCAAGGAUGCGAUCACAAGCACGAGUGGGGUCACGGCAUCACGGUACCUACAGCAAGGCCAUGGAUGGUUGAACCCGUCCUGAAAGUGGACUCGACUUCUCCCUGAGCCUAGGAGUGACCUCUCUUUGCCGAACGAAGAAAGCUAGGCGAUUUUGCCUUGGAGGCUUGGCACGGACAGUUUAGCGAGCCUUCCAGAAGGUCACGCAGAGAUACCUUAGGCGACUAUUACUCCCGAAACACCUAUUUCCUGGUUAAAGCGAGCGUCCGGUUGUUAGUACCGUCGUAUGAAGGCACACCUUUGCGAAGAAA